GGAAGAUAUUUAAAGACGACGGCGCCACGCGCAGAUCCCUAACGCGCGCCUCCCGCCGGGUGCCGGUCCUCCACCCAAGGCCCAGCCCCCUUUGCCUGUGUCCAUCACUGCGUGCGGAAGCGCCGCCAGCAUGUCUGACAAACUGCCCUACAAAGUCGCGGACAUUGGCCUGGCCGCCUGGGGACGCAAGGCCCUGGACAUUGCAGAGAACGAGAUGCCCGGCCUGAUGCGCAUGCGGGAGAUGUACUCAGCCUCCAAGCCACUGAAGGGUGCCCGCAUUGCCGGGUGCCUGCACAUGACCGUAGAAACUGCUGUCCUCAUUGAGACUCUCGUUGCCCUAGGUGCAGAGGUGCGGUGGGCCAGCUGUAACAUCUUCUCCACUCAGGACCAUGCAGCAGCUGCCAUUGCCAAGGCUGGCAUUCCAGUGUUUGCCUGGAAGGGUGAAACUGACGAAGAGUACCUGUGGUGCAUCGAGCAGACGCUGUACUUCAAGGAUGGGCCCCUCAACAUGAUUCUGGACGACGGUGGUGACCUCACCAACCUCAUCCACACCAAGUACCCACAGCUUCUGUCGGGCAUCCGAGGCAUCUCUGAGGAGACCACAACGGGGGUCCACAAUCUAUAUAAGAUGAUGGCCAAUGGGAUACUGAAGGUUCCGGCCAUCAAUGUCAAUGAUUCUGUCACCAAGAGCAAAUUUGACAACCUCUAUGGCUGCCGGGAGUCCCUCAUAGAUGGCAUCAAACGGGCCACAGAUGUGAUGAUUGCAGGCAAAGUGGCAGUGGUAGCAGGCUAUGGUGAUGUGGGCAAGGGCUGUGCCCAGGCCCUGAGAGGCUUUGGGGCUCGCGUCAUCAUUACUGAGAUUGACCCCAUCAAUGCACUGCAGGCUGCCAUGGAAGGGUUUGAGGUGACCACCAUGGAUGAGGCCUGCAAGGAGGGCAACAUCUUUGUCACUACCACAGGCUGUGUGGACAUCAUCCUUGGCCGGCACUUUGAGCAGAUGAAAGAUGAUGCCAUCGUGUGUAACAUCGGGCACUUUGAUGUGGAGAUUGACGUGAAGUGGCUCAACGAGAAUGCUGUGGAGAAGGUGAACAUCAAGCCCCAGGUGGACCGCUACUGGCUGAAGAAUGGGCGCCGCAUCAUCCUGCUUGCUGAGGGCCGGCUGGUCAACCUGGGUUGUGCCAUGGGCCACCCUAGCUUUGUGAUGAGCAACUCCUUCACCAACCAGGUGCUGGCACAGAUUGAGCUGUGGACCCACUCAGACAAGUACCCCGUUGGGGUUCACUUCCUGCCCAAGAAGCUGGAUGAGGCAGUGGCUGAAGCCCACCUGGGCAAACUUAAUGUGAAGCUGACCAAGCUGACUGAAAAGCAGGCUCAGUACCUGGGCAUGUCCCGUGAUGGCCCCUUCAAACCUGAUCACUACCGCUACUGAGCCAGGACCGCCUGUCACCUUCAAGCUAUUAUUCCUUGUCCAGGUCCCACUUCUCCAAGAACAAAUGGCACCAACUUUGCAAUUACUUUGUCAAUGUCCCCCAUCAUUUUUCUGGGGCUGGGCACUCAGUCUUUGGCCUCUGCUGCAUCCCUCACUGGUCCAAGUGUGGCAAGGGAAAUUGAGAGACCCUGGUCAAGAUGCACAUACAGGGAAUAUAUCCACAGGGAACCUUGAGCUCAGGGGUGUUGGAACUGCUCAUUAGUCAGUGCUUUCUUAGACUGGAAGUUGGUAGUGGUGGUCACAAAGCCCAUGCACUUUAGACAGGCCCUCACCUGGUCUGAGGAGUAAGAUCUGUGUGCUUGGUUUAUCAGUUCACUGGUUUUUCAGCCUAUGACAGAUAAAAAGGAGCUAUAUCAAAGGACAAAGAAGAACUAUGGAGUUUGAAUGUUCCUGAGAGCUUCUUUACUUCCUGCUGGACCUUCUCAAACCUCAGAACUCCUUUUUCACAGGGGUUAGAAUAGACUGUUAAUAGACAGCCAAGAAAGGACAAGAGAAGUGACAGCCAGAGGUUGAGAGAAGCCAGAAAAACAUAAACAGGCAUAAACCUGCCCCCACUUUGUAAUGUGAUAGUUCCUUCCACAACCCUGGGUCAAAAAAAGAUUAAUUUUGGUUUAUGAUGUUUAUAUAUUAUUUAGAAUGUUAAAAGAAAGCAGGAAGGUAAAUAAAAUUUUGGUGCCUAAAAGAAUUUUGAGCCUUUAUAAUACACAUAAUCUGCCAGUGCUAUAGUACUUGAACUAGAGGUUUUAAUCAUUGUACUGGUGAAGCAUUGAGAAGACAGGGGUUGUCUCUGUGAGAUGGUAAGGGCUGCUGGUAGGUCCUUAGACUUGGAAGGAUUAGUAGAAAGGGGACUCUUUUUUUCAGGGAACUCUAUCUUUUCAGAUAUGUCUUCUAAAUAACCUGUUUCUAAAACCAAAUCAGAUUGUCAUUUAAUUGGUGAAUUUAACCCAUUUAUAAUUAUUGUAAUCCCUGUUUGUAUUUUCCUUUAUAUGUGUGUGUGUGUUCCUAUUUGUAUUUUUUUCCUCCCCAUUUCCACUUUUCUUUGGAUUGCCCCAAUGUACCUUAAGGGGACUAUUACUGAUUGAUCACUAGUGUGCAGGGGCUCUAUAAUUUAUUUACUCUUUUUUCACAACAAUCUUUGUAAUAUUUUUAGCUAAUUUUGUAGAUGAGAAUAGAGAUUUUCCUAACACCUUUCCACUCCCAAAGGUCUCAUCAUAAUUUAAAUCACAGGAAGGUGGGUGGGGAAUUGGGUUCCUCCUCUUUGCCUAAAUGAUCACUUACUGGUUCUUGGAAAUCAAAUACAAGUAAGAACACACCUAGGAAGAGUAACCAAACUGUUGAAAGGGCCAUCCACUAAAUGGGAAGCCUCAUGGAGCGGCUGGGAUGUUUAAGUGAACCCCACUAGCUGGAAUAACAUCAUGGUAGCUUUGUCAUCUCUUGGCAUUUCCCCUUUUCUGCCCAGCUUUAGAAUUCAGUGCCUGGCAGCAAUAGGAGAAAGGCAUCAGGGAGGAAGUGGUGCUUGAGUAGAUUUUGAAAGAACUUGAAGAUUUUAACAGAAAUUGAAGUCAAGGGUGUUCUAAGCAGCAGAGCAGCUUAAGAACUGAGUGGAGAUAUAAGGAGGGCAAGAGUUGUAGACGUGAGCUGAAUAAACAAGGGACUGUGAGGCACCAGAGGUUAAGGCUGACUGUUUGCCAUCAAGCUUUCCAUUUUAAGUGCACAGCCCUAUUCUUGACACUCCGUUGCCUGUAUUUGGCAUUUUAACUCUACCUCUUCUGUUUGAGGGCAAAUGCAUCUGAGGGCCAAGAAGGGUCUUGUUUGCUGUUUGUUUUGUUUUUGCAGUACUGGGAAUUGAACU
Molecule: messenger RNA, 3341 nt
Organism: Sciurus carolinensis (gray squirrel)
Lineage: Eukaryota; Metazoa; Chordata; Mammalia; Rodentia; Sciuridae
Gene: Ahcy
Product: adenosylhomocysteinase
Exons: 10
Coding region: 131-1429 (432 amino acids)
Biological process (GO): L-methionine cycle
Cellular component (GO): cytosol
Molecular function (GO): adenosylhomocysteinase activity
Source: RefSeq, a predicted model, not a curated record